Molecule: messenger RNA, 2617 nt
Organism: Phycodurus eques (leafy seadragon)
Lineage: Eukaryota; Metazoa; Chordata; Actinopteri; Syngnathiformes; Syngnathidae
Product: calpain-5-like
Exons: 14
Coding region: 427-2415 (662 amino acids)
Biological process (GO): proteolysis
Cellular component (GO): cytoplasm
Molecular function (GO): calcium-dependent cysteine-type endopeptidase activity
Source: RefSeq, a predicted model, not a curated record
GAACAAGCAAAAAGAAAAGACAGAAGAAGAUACUCUUUGCAGUGCUGUUGUGUGAGGUGAAAACACUGCGGAAUAUGACUUAAAUUAGAACACCAGAAGCAGCAAUGGAUAGAGUUCCGCUGCAGAGUGAGCGACACCCAGAGCCAGCUUGCGACACAUACAUAAGACAGUGGCACAAAGUCUGUCACAACUUCAUCCCGGAAGCAAUGUGCAUCCCCCCGGCCGGGAACGUUUGCCAUGCAGGCCUGAAGCGACACGUUUCAAUGUGACGCAUGUGGAGAUGAAUCCGGGAAGCAUCGCAGGAGAAAGGACUCGGCUGAAUACGAAACAGAAGCGAGGGAUGAAUUAGGACAUCUGAGCGAGUGGUUCCCCCCCCCCAAAAGCAAAGAAGAGCGGCAGCAUAAGUGCUGCCCGCUCACCGCGAGUAUGACAGAGCGCGUGAGCGACUUCCAAGGUCAGAGCUUCCACAAGCUCCGGCGGGCGUGCCUCCGUCGCGGCGCCCUCUUCAAGGACCCCGUCUUCCCCGCCGCCGCCCAGGCACUCUUCUACAAGAGUGCGCCGCCGCCAGGGGUGACCUGGAAGAGGCCCCGGGAGAUCUGCAAGGACCCGCGUCUGUUCGUUGAUGGCAUCAGCACUCGUGACCUGCACCAAGGCAGUCUGGGUAACUGCUGGAUGGUGGCCGCCAUUUCCUGUCUGGCAUCUGAGCCCACACUGUGGAAAAAGGUCAUCCCCAACCACGUGGACCAGGAAUGGAACCCGAAGCGCCCAGACUCCUACGCGGGGAUCUUCCAUUUCCGCUUCUGGCGCUUCGGCCGCUGGACGGACGUGGUCGUGGACGACCUGCUCCCCGUGAGCGGGGACGGCGUUUUGCUCUUCUGUCGCUCGGCCAGGCCCAGAGAGUUUUGGAGCGCCCUCCUGGAGAAGGCCUACGCCAAGGUAAACGGCUGCUACGAGGCCCUGGAGGGAGGAAACACUGCCGAGGCUCUGAUUGACUUCACCGGGGGCGUUUCGGAGCCCCUCAGCCUGAACCGUGAGACCCUCGGCCUGCACGGGGACCAGAGGAAGGCCCUCUUCCAGACGCUGGCCAAGGCCCACGAACGCAAAGCCCUCAUCACAUGUUCUAUUCGGCCGGCUGAAGGCGAGACGGCGGAGUCGGUGAUGGACUGCGGGCUGGUGCGGGGACACGCCUACGGUGUGACCGCGCUGAGGAAGGUGCGGCAGGGGGAGACGCUCCUGAAGGCAAGCGGAACAUCGCGGCUCUUUUUGGUGCGCAUGAGGAACCCGUGGGGGACCGCCGACUGGACGGGAGCCUGGAGUCAGCGAUCCCAGCGGUGGCAGCAGAUGAGCCGUGCAGAAAGGGAAAAGAUGGGACUUGUAGUUCGGGACGUCGGCGAGUUCUGGAUGGACUUUGAGGACUUCUGUCGCUACUUCACAGAUGCGGUCGUAUGCCGCCUGGUGGAGAGCGCUCCCCUGUGGCGCAGCUCCGGCUGGAGAGAGGUCCGCCGCUAUGGGGAGUGGGCUCCGGCGCCGCCCCACCCCGGCGGGCCUCCGUCGGCCGUCUGCGCGCAGAGCCGGAGGAAGGUCGGAGGCCGGGAGGUCCACGUGGACAAGAGGAGCCGAUGCGGAGGAUGCAUCAACCACAAGGACACUUUCCUGCACAACCCGCAAUUUAUGUUUGAGGUCCGAGGCCACGAGGAGGAGGUGCUGAUGUGUCUGCAGCAGGAGGACCGGAGGAUCCGGAAGAAGGAUGGCGGAGGAGACAACCUGCCCAUCGGUUUUGAGGUACUUAAGUCAGAGGAGAACCGCUGUAGCCGGGUGCAGCGCGUGGUGGAGCAGGCGGCCAGCUCCGUCUACAUGGACUCCCGCAGCGUCACGCUAAAGGCCACGCUGGCGCCGGGCUGCUACGUGUUGCUGCCCACCACGUAUCUGCCGGGAGCCAGCGGACACUUCCUCGUGCGCCUCUUCUGCCAUUCACGUGUCCGGCUCAGGGAACUGAAGGACGACUUGCCGCCUCCCACCUUGUUCCAGUGCUUUUUACCUCAGCCCACCGUGGUGACCACAGUCCACCUACUGAGGGCCACAGGACUCUGCCCUCCCAAGCAGACGGCUCCAGAUGUCUACGCCAUCAUCCGAUGCGAACGCGCCACUGUUCGGUCUCGGGUGUCGAAAGCCGAAGAAAAUCCUGAAUUCCGCGUGAGGGCCAUCUUCUACAGGACAUAUCCCGAUGUGCAGAUCUCCAUUGAGCUGUGGAGCAGAGGCCUGCUGUGGGACUCCAUCCUGGGCCACGCACGACUCCACGCGACGGCGACCGACCAGAAUCGAGACCACGCCGUGGCUCUGCGGGGCGGCCGCUCGGGUUCAGGGGGCCGCGUCCGCGUGGAGACGUCCUCCAGCGUCUGCCUGACGGACUUGUAGCCAUCUCGCAGCCUCGUCGCCACGGUAAUGAGAACCGCGCAGUCCUCUGGAGCAUUUUUCAUAUUGAAUAUUCCGAAAUGUGAGAGGUUCACACUAAAUGCCAAAUCCUUGAUCCUGCUGUACAUUGACUGUCCAACGAACUGUUGUUUUCUUUCCACGGGUCAUUAAACCAAGAUGUCCUCUAUAAAUAAACAAUAUUGUU